AUGGAUUGGUCCAUCCCGGCUCUCCUUCCGGCAGCUUGGAGUACUCUGGCCGGCGCCGUCCUCAUCGGCCUGCUCGGCCUCUGCCUGGCUGUCGCGUUCCACUUUGCCUUCUUCACCGUGCCCUACCCAGCUGGUGUCGACCUCAUCCGUGAGCCUCCGGGCAAACGGUGGUUUAGUCUCCGGACGCGCAAGGCGUACUACAACGACUGCGAGGCGUUGUUCCGUGAAGCGUAUCAUGAUUAUGCCAAAAAGGGCAAGGCUGUCAUCAUCCCCGGCAUCCUGUCGCGAUCCGAGAUUAUUUUGCCAGUCCAGUCGAUGAAAUGGGCCCUUUCCCAGCCCGAGGACGUCCUCGAGGUCAACAGCGCGUUUGCAGAGCUGGACCAGACGGGCUACAGCCUCGGGAGCCAUGACAUUGUCGCCGAUCCCUGGCAGAUGACGCUGGUCCGACAGGAUAUAAACAUCCACCUCGACUGGAUUGUGAAAGAAAUUGAUGAUGAGAUAGCUGUGGCAUUCGACAAACGUCUCGGAUUAGACACUACAGCUUGGAGGGAGAUGGAACUCCACUCGGUUAUGCGCAUGGUUGCCGCUCAAGUUGCCAGUCGCUUCAUUGUUGGCCGACCACUAUGCCGCAACGAUGACUAUCUAGAGACGUGUAUGGAAGUGGGUGACGGCUGCGUGAGCACAGCCGGGAUGGCUGCAGGCGCACCGGCAUCGAUACGACCCAUCGUCGGCUUCAUCGCAGGCCGCAAGACCCGCAAGCUCGUUGACAAGGUGGGCAGAUAUCUCCGGCCGCUCUACGAGGACCGCCUCGCCCUGGUCAAGAAGUAUGCAAAGGACGACCCGGGUCACGAGGAGCCCAUGGACAUGUUCCAGUGGCACCUGCGCCUGGCGCAGCAGGAGCGCCCGGAGGAGCUCGACGACUUCGGCAUGAUCAACCAGCGUGUGUGCCACUCCAACUUUGGCGCGAUGGAGCAGCUCAGCACGCAGGCGACAAACAUAUUCCUCAACAUCCUCGGCUCGGACGCGGAGCACAACACCGUCGCGGUGCUGCGCGACGAGAUGCGCAGGGUGGUGCCGCCGGGGCUGGGCGCGGCGAGGUGGACGAGGGCCAACGUCGCCAAGAUGACGAGGGCGGAUAGCCUCAUUAGGGAGACGCUACGGGCCCAUUCGGUGGGCGGCCGCGUCAUGUUCCGGACGGUGGCUGCCGAGGGCGGCUUGACGACAAAUACCGGCGUGCACCUACCCAAGGGUUCUCUGAUCUCUUUUUUGUCUCAGCCGGCACACAUGGAUGGCGAAGUGCUCGAGGACGCGGCCGCGUUUGACCCCUUCCGAUUCUCACGCAUCCGGGAGGCUUCCGCCGACGGGCCGAGCCUGGCCAUGGUCGCCACUUCGCACCAGUAUCUACCCUUUGGACACGGCCGGCACGCCUGCACGGGGAGGUUCCUAGUCGACUUCGAGAUGAAGAUGAUGAUGACUUAUGUGCUGUCACACUACGAUAUAAAGUUCCCCGAUGAAUAUGGCGGGAAGAGGCCAGAAAACAAGUGGCUGACAGAGGUGCUGCUGCCUCCCUUCGGGGCGAAGAUGAUGGUCCGGAGACGUGAGAAGGGCCUGUGA
Messenger RNA from Thyridium curvatum, 1614 nucleotides. RefSeq lists its product as uncharacterized. Gene Ontology annotation, molecular function: oxidoreductase activity, acting on paired donors, with incorporation or reduction of molecular oxygen; iron ion binding; heme binding. The transcript has 3 exons. NCBI's taxonomy places the organism in Eukaryota, Fungi, Ascomycota, Sordariomycetes, Thyridiales, Thyridiaceae. The record is from RefSeq and is a predicted model, not a curated record. Bases 1 to 1614 code for a protein of 537 amino acids.